AAUUCUCGUAGCGUGAUUCGCCAGGUAUUUGCCAUUUGCCGCGUGGCGCGUCCGAAAACAUACGAAAACUGCCGAACUGUUAGAACUGACGCAUCAAAGCGUCAGUUGCAUGUCGGACGUUAUUCCGGUCGUAUCACAGCUGUUUUUUGAUUCGAACGUAGACCGGUAUGGAGAACCAGCAGGUAUGGGUGCGAGAUCCUCAAGAGGGUUUUAUAAUUGGCAAGUUCGUGGACAUGGUUGACGGUGAUGCUUUGAUCGUACCAUUGGAUCCAAAAUAUGCACAACGUACUUGCCCAUUGGAAGAAGUUUAUCCUGCUGGAGAAUACACCAAAGACGUUGAAGAUAAUUGCGCUCUGAUGUACCUGAACGAGGCCACAUUAUUAAACAACAUACGGACUCGUUAUUUCAAGGAUAAUAUAUAUACUUACGUAGCCAAUAUUUUAAUUGCUGUAAAUCCUUAUUGCGAAGUUAAAGAUCUUUAUUCUACUGAAACAAUCAAAGCUUAUAAAGGGAAAUCUUUGGGAGAAACACCUCCUCAUGUUUUCGCUAUUGCUGACAAAGCAUUUAGAGAUAUGAAAGUAUUGAAACAAUCACAAAGUAUCAUUGUUUCUGGAGAAUCGGGAGCAGGCAAAACUGAAUCUACAAAGUAUUUGCUUCGAUAUCUUUGUGACUUAUGGGGAUCCACGGCUGGGCCGAUUGAACAGAAGAUUUUAGAUGCAAAUCCAGUGUUGGAAGCUUUUGGAAACGCAAAAACUAAGCGAAACAAUAAUAGCUCUCGUUUUGGUAAAUUCAUGGAAGUUCAUUUUGAUUCGAAAUGCCAAGUGGUUGGGGGUUAUAUUUCUCAUUAUUUAUUGGAAAAAUCGAGAGUAUGUCUUCAGAGUUCUGAUGAAAGAAAUUAUCAUGUUUUCUACAUGAUGUGUGCGGGUGCUCCUCCAGAACUUCGUGCAAAACUUGGAAUUACAAAACCGGAUGAUUUUCAAUAUCUAAAAAACGGUUGUACACAGUAUUUUUGUAACAAUGAAUCAGAAAAAAAGUUGAAGGAAACUCAAAAAAGUCAUGAUCAAAUUAUAAAAGGUAGCUUGCACGAUCCAAUCUUGGAUGACGUUGAAGGAUUUAAUGCUAUUGAUCAAGCUUUGACAAGACUCGGUUUGACCGAAGUAGAAAGAAUGGAAAUUUAUACAAUGGUAGCUGCAGUACUUCAUCUUGGAAAUAUCACUUUUGAGGACAAUCCUGAGGACACGAAAGGAGGCUCUAGAAUAUGCGCCAAUUCUGAGAAAGCAGUAUUAAUGAGUGCAAAAUUAUUAGCUGUUGAUCCUGAAGAACUUAGACAAGCUUUAGUUUCAAAAGUAAUGCAGACGAGUCGUGGCGGUAUCAAGGGAACAGUUAUUAUGGUACCAUUGAAAGUUUACGAAGCUAAUAAUGCCAGGGAUGCUUUGGCUAAAGCUAUUUAUAGUAAAUUAUUUGAUCAUAUUGUAGCUCGUAUCAAUAAGAGUAUUCCUUUUAAAGCUUCAAGUUAUUAUAUUGGUGUUUUGGAUAUUGCAGGAUUUGAAUACUUUAAAGUUAAUAGUUUUGAACAAUUCUGCAUAAAUUAUUGUAAUGAAAAAUUACAACAAUUUUUUAACGAAAGAAUUUUAAAAUAUGAGCAAGAUCUUUAUGCAAGAGAAUCACUUAAUGUUCCAAAGAUAUCUUAUGUAGAUAAUCAAGAUUGCAUUGAUUUAAUUGAAUCAAAAAACAUGGGAAUUUUUAGCCUCUUAGAUGAAGAAUCAAAAUUACCAACUCAUAGUUUUGCACAUUUUACUAGUGAGGUUCAUCGUGUCUGGAAUGGUCAUUUUAGAAUAACUUUACCGCGAACUUCUCGUUUGAAAGCUCAUAGAGAAUUACGUGAUGAUGAAGGAUUUGUAAUUCGUCAUUAUGCUGGUGGUGUUUGUUAUCAAACGAAUCAAUUCAUAGAGAAAAACAAUGAUGCUCUACAUGCUUCUUUAGAAGCAUUGAUUCAAGAAAGUAAUAAUAAAUUUCUCAGAACACAAUUUGCUAAUAAUUCUCGUCAGAAAGGAAAACUUACAUUCAUCAGUGUUGGCAGUAAAUUCAAAACACAACUUGGGGAACUCAUGGAUAAAUUAAAAAACAAUGGUACGAAUUUUAUUCGAUGUAUAAAACCAAAUAAUGAAAUGGUGGCUUAUCAAUUUGAUGGAAAUAGUAUUUUGGGUCAACUUCGUUGUUCUGGAAUGACAUCUGUCUUAGAACUUAUGGAACACGGUUAUCCUAGUAGAGUCCCAUUUCAAGAAUUGUACAAUAUGUACAAAACUUAUCUUCCGCCAGAAUUAGCCAAAUUAGAACCUAGAUUUUUUUGUGAAGCAUUACUUCAUAGUUUAAAAUUAAAUAAGAAAGAUUUUAAAUUUGGAAUUACCAGAGUAUUUUUUAAACCUGGAAAAUUUGCUGAAUUCGAUAAAAUUAUGAAAUCAGAUCCUGAGAAUUUAAGGAAAUUAGUAGCUAACGUAAAGAAAUGGUUGGUUAAAUCUCGAUGGAACAAAAUGCAAUUUUGUGCAUUAUCCGUGAUCAAAUUGAAAAACAAAAUUAUCUAUCGAAGACAGCAUUUAAUUAUUUUACAAAAAACAGUAAGAAUGUAUAUAGCUAAAAAGCAACAUCGUCCUCGCAUAAAGGGAAUUCGAAAAAUUGAAAACUUAAAAACACAAUUAAAAGGUAUGGAAGAAACAUCUAAGCAAUUAAAAAAUCAUGAACAAUAUAUGAAUGACAUAAAAAGAUUGCAAUACAAUUUGGAUGAAGUGAUUAAAAAGAUUAAAGUCAGUGAAAAAAUGAAAUCAAUGGAAAUUGAUAAUUUAUAUACGAAUUUAGUAAAUCAAGUAAACAAACAAAUGGCAUUAUUACAAGAUAAUGUUAAACAACAAAAAAUUGCUGAGGAACAAGCAAGAUUAAGAAAAAUUCAACAGGAAUUAGAAAUUGAAAAGCAGAAAAAAGAAGAAGAAGAAAGAAAAAAAAAAGAAGAUGAAGAAAAUAGAAGAAAAAAACAUGAAAUUGAAAUAAGAAGAAAGAUAGAAGAAGAGCAAAAAAGAAAACAAGAAGAAGAAGAUAAAAAAACUGCUGCAAUUCUUCAAGCGCAGAUAGAAAAAGAAGCAAUGGAAGAAAGUAAAUAUCGCGAAUUAUUGGAACAGGAAAGAAGAGAUCACGAAUUAGCAGUAAGAUUAGCUCAAGAAUCAAACGGACAAGUUGAAGAUUCUCCACCACCUGUACGAAGUGGUUCCGAUGUACGAAUACCAUCAAACAACAGGCUAAUAAGAUCGGAGCAAAUACGUAAUCAAGUAGUUUUGACUAAUAAAAAAUAUGAUUUAUCUAAAUGGAAGUAUUCGGAACUACGAGAUGCAAUAAAUACAUCCUGCGAUAUCGAAUUAUUAGAGGCUUGUCGUCAUGAAUUCCAUCGACGAUUAAAAGUUUAUCAUGCAUGGAAAGCAAGAAAUCGUAGACGAACAAUCAUGGAUGAAAAUGAAAGGGCACCAAAAUCUAUCAUGGAAGCUGCUGCAAAAACACCAAGAUCUCAAACGAAACAAUGCAUAGUCGAAUCUUCGCAACGAUAUUUUAGAAUUCCUUUUAUACGACCAACUGUAACAGGUCAGCAAGACUCACAUACACCUGGUAAACGAGGAUGGUGGUAUGCUCAUUUCGAUGGUCAAUAUGUUGCUAGACAAAUGGAACUUCAUCCAGACAAAGCACCAAUUUUGUUGGUAGCAGGUAUUGAUGAUAUGCAAAUGUGCGAAUUGAGUCUAGACGAAACUGGAUUAACUAGGAAACGCGGUGCAGAAGUUUUGGAACAUGAAUUUAAUCGUGAAUGGGAAAAACAUGGAGGUAAAUCUUAUGUGCCUUCAUGUGAUCGUAAGAAAUGAGACUAUUAUAUUUGAACAAGUAAAAGUAGUUUUUUAUAUAGAUUUUAUGAAUUUUUAUAUUGAAAAUGAAUUCAGAGCACAGUGCCUUAAAAUGUGUGCCUUUUUCAUUACAUUAAUAAAGGCAAUACUUUGUAAAUCACGAUAAGAUAGAUUCAUAUUGUUAUUGAUUGUUAUUGAUUAUAAUUUUUCAUGGAAAAUAUAAAAUGACAAAUAUGAGAUGGAUCUAUAGAUUGGUAAAUGUACAAUAUGCUGUGCACAUAGUAACUAUAGUUAUUUCUAAUAUAAUAAAUUCAAUAUUUAAAAUCAAUAUGAAUUCAUAUUGAAUAUUUUGUAAUUAAAAAAUUACGAUUUCAAAGGAAGAUAUUAAAUUUGAAAUUUAUUCUUUUUUUUUUUAAAUGAUAUUUCGAUUUAUUUAAUGAAAUUAACUUAUCAUAUUAAAAUUUAUUGUGAAAACAAUAAACUUUUAAUAUAUAAAACUCUUUUACAUUUUAUAAUGUAAUAUAUAAUAUUUUGACUCCUUUAAUUAAUAUAAAUCAUUACUGAAGAAACUAUCUUCAUAUAGCUAUAAUAUAAAUAAUUUUAUUUGUUUGUUGAAAAAGAUAAGAUAUUUAACACAAAUUGUGAAAUUAAAGGAAAAUGUUUACAAAUAAACAAUAUGUAUCAAUUAAUUACAUUUAUCAAUAAAUAUCUAUUUGUUUCA
Messenger RNA from Apis cerana (Asiatic honeybee), 4596 nucleotides. RefSeq names its product Myosin heavy chain 95F jaguar (gene jar). Gene Ontology annotation, cellular component: actin cytoskeleton; plasma membrane; myosin complex. Gene Ontology annotation, molecular function: ATP binding; actin filament binding; microfilament motor activity. NCBI's taxonomy places the organism in Eukaryota, Metazoa, Arthropoda, Insecta, Hymenoptera, Apidae. The record is from RefSeq and is a predicted model, not a curated record. Gene Ontology annotation, biological process: actin filament-based movement; actin filament organization.